UCCAGGAAAUGCAAAGAAUUGUAUGUCGGAAACUCCUAGUGAAGGAUAUUGGAAAGUUAUCUCCAGCACAACAAACAUCUUGUUUAGAAUCCUUUCACAAUGUGGUGAAUUAUUUUGCGCCAAAAGCUAGCCAUUUCUUUUACAAUCAGAUGAAAGCAAGACUCUGCCUGGCAGCCCUGCAUUUUAAUGCAAAUACUUCUCGACAACAAGCAACUCUGGAAGACGGGACAGCCAGAUACAGAAUUGCUUUUCCAAAAGGAAGAAAAGGGGAUGCUGUUCCAAAAGAGAUCAAAGUAAAACAGAAUUUCGAUUACAUCACAGAGUUAAUGGAGGAGGUAGUAAUACGACGGCUCCAGUUUACAACAAUUAAACAAGCUGAAGCAGCUCUUGCUCAGGAAAUGGAUGCUCCCCCUCCCUCUAUUGCCAGUCAACUCCGUGGUGCCAUUGGGAAUUUUGACAGGAAUGUGAUCAUUCAGAACCACCAUCAGAGGUUUACCAGUUAUGUCAGAAACGAGGAUACUUAAAUCCAGUGUAUUGU
Mizuhopecten yessoensis (Yesso scallop) is the source of this 538-nucleotide messenger RNA. RefSeq lists its product as uncharacterized. The transcript has 3 exons. Bases 9 to 524 code for a protein of 171 amino acids. NCBI's taxonomy places the organism in Eukaryota, Metazoa, Mollusca, Bivalvia, Pectinida, Pectinidae. The record is from RefSeq and is a predicted model, not a curated record.